Myxocyprinus asiaticus (Chinese sucker) is the source of this 3203-nucleotide messenger RNA. RefSeq names its product forkhead box protein P1-B-like. Gene Ontology annotation, biological process: regulation of transcription by RNA polymerase II. Gene Ontology annotation, cellular component: nucleus. The record is from RefSeq and is a predicted model, not a curated record. NCBI's taxonomy places the organism in Eukaryota, Metazoa, Chordata, Actinopteri, Cypriniformes, Catostomidae. The coding region runs from base 227 to 2059 and encodes 610 amino acids. The transcript has 17 exons. Gene Ontology annotation, molecular function: RNA polymerase II cis-regulatory region sequence-specific DNA binding; DNA-binding transcription repressor activity, RNA polymerase II-specific.
ACAAAAGUUUGCUCCGCGGUUUCACUUAAAGUUUUCAUUUGUGCCCGCUGUAAAGCCGCUUCAUCCCCGGCAUCCCUUUCUGUUUUUUUGAAAACUUGAGGUGUCCCUUCGUGUUACCUGCCCUCAGGAUCUGGUUCAGUCACACUUCAUGCUCCAUUUUGACAUCUAUUAAAGACUUGAUGUCCAUUCAUCACAACUGAAUACACUUCCAGGUUGUCAUACCGACAUGCAGGAGUCCAAGACUGAUCAAACAACCAAUAGCAGUCAAGCUGGGCAGGAAGGUCAGAGCUCAGAGAGUGAGAAGAGAGUAACUAGGGAAACGUCUGCAUCACCGUCACUCACAACCCAUAUUCUGCAAACACAAGUGCCUGUGUCUUUGGGGAUGAUUACUCCUCAGGUGAUCACCCCUCAGCAAAUGCAGCAAAUACUUCAGCAGCAGGUCUUGAGUCCCCAACAGAUCCAACUGUUACUGCAACAACAACAACAGGCCCUCAUGUUACAGCAGCAACAGCUUCAGGAGUUCUAUAAGAAUCAGCAAGAGGAACUCCACCUACAGCUUCUGCAGCAACAGCAUGUUGGAAAAGCCAGUAAAGAGCAGCAGAUGAUGGCCCAGCAGAUGGCCAUCCAACAACAGUUUCUCUCUGUUCAACAGCAGCACUUGCUAAACCUGCAGAGACAGGGCCUUCUGUCUGUCCCGUCGGCACUUACCAACACACUGUCUCAAGGCCUGAUCCCUGCUGAGCUUCAAAAGCUGUGGAAAGAGACUGCAGAUGCACAACAGGAGGAGAAGAGUAGAAGAGACAAAUCCCCUUCUCCCCCCAAAACCCAGAUCAUCAACCAUCACUCCAGCACUAACGGACACCACAUGCCCGGACCUGGCCGGAGAGACAGUUCUCAGGAGAGUCACUCCCAGAGCGCUCAUCCUCUGUACAGCCACGGCGUGUGCAAGUGGCCAGGCUGCGACGCAGUAUUUGGAGACUUCCAGUCAUUCCUCAAGCAUUUGAACAACGAACACGCUCUGGACGACAAGAGCACGGCGCAAUGCAGAGUUCAGAUGCAGGUGGUUCAGCAGCUCGAACUGCAGCUCACCAAAGACAAAGAACGCCUUCAGGCCAUGAUGGCCCACCUCCAUGUCAAAUCUGCUGAGCCCAAACCAGCCCCUCAGCCAGUGAAUCUGGUUUCCAACCUCACUCUUGCCAAGGGAACUGUUCCUAAGACCACUCCCUCUAUGAGUCUUUCACAGAGUGCCACAACGCCGUCCACCCCCCUCACAUCACUGCCCCAGACACCUUCCAUCAUCAUUCCCACCAGCCUGCACAGCAUGGGUCCCAUUCACAAACGCUAUUCCGACAAAUACAACAUGGCCAUGGACCAAGAUAUUGUGCAGAAUAAGGAGUUCUACCUGAGUGCUGAAGUCAGGCCUCCGUUUACUUACGCAGCUUUGAUCAGACAGGCCAUUUUGGAGUCUCCAGAAAAGCAGCUGACACUAAAUGAAAUCUACAACUGGUUCACACGAACAUUUGCAUAUUUCAGACACAAUGCAGCAACGUGGAAGAACGCUGUUCGCCACAACCUCAGUCUCCACAAGUGUUUUGUACGGGUGGAGAAUGUGAAGGGGGCCGUUUGGACCGUGGAUGAGUUGGAGUUUCAGAAGAGGCGACCUCAGAAGAUCACUGGAUCACCUCUGGUGAAGACCAUCCAGACCAGUUUGGGUCAGAGUCCUGCCCUAUCUGCACUGCAGGCAGCGAUGGUGGACAGCAGUCUGCCCCUGUAUGGCUCUGCAUCUAUGGGAGCGUCCAGCCUGAAGGUCCUGGCCAGCACUCUGCAUGAGGGCAUGAGUUCUCAUGAGCAGGACGAAGGCUCCCACAGCGACUCCAGCCUGGAGCUCUCUCCUCUGCCCAUACUGCACCAGUCUCAAAUUAAAGAGGAGCAAAUGGAGGCUGAGGACUAUAAUGGCUCCAUGUCUCCAGAGACUGAAGACCAGCACAGUCCAGAUACCAACCACUGCGCUGAAUACACCGAAGAGCACGACUCGGCCUGUCAGCCGGCUUUCUCCUGAGACCAUCUCCAUCACUCAUUCCACUGCUGAGAUCUGUCCAAUGUACCAACAGUCUCUGAGAACCCUAACUCAUGAAAGUUUAACUAUUCCUCUUGGGGAAAAAAAGUUUAUUUAUUGUUUCAAUGUACCUGUUUGUGUUGUAUGCAAUGGACUGACCUCACUGGUACUAAAGGGCUGCUCUGUGUUGAGGUUUAUACAUUAGAAAAGUUUGCCCAUCAAUUUGCCGAUACAGAGGGUGCUGUAGGCAACACAUGUUUUGUUUGUAUAUUAAACACUACAGCACUUGAAUUGAAUCAACAACUUACCAUUAAGGGAAGAUGGUUUCCCUGUCAGCUGAGAAAAUUUUAUAUCCGUAUGAAUGAACUAUUUUAUUAAGCUGUCUGUGACCAGAUUUGUUUAUUGUAAAUGCAAGUUUGAAUCACCUCAAAUACUGUAGGGUUAGUUGCCAUGUUGGUAACAUGUGGCCUUAAAUUUUGGGCUGCUCUUUGGUAGAAUGGAAACUGAAAUUGUGAAUGUCUAUCUUUUUUACCUCUGAUUUUUCAAGAUAAACACAAAACCAAACCUAAGGGGAACAUUUUAUAACCAGCACUUGAUGAAUGUUUUUUGUUUCAAUUUUAGUAUUGCUUCUGUUUUGAUUUUUCACUAGUGUGUACAGAAAGUUGCUGUAUGUCUAUUAUCCACAACAUUUACACCAAAAUGGCGCAAUAAAUACAAUCAAGCCUCAUUUUCAACAGACCUAACAAACCAUUCAGUUACUAAUGAAGCUAAACCAAACCUUUGUCUUUGUAUUGAAGUAGAGGAAAAUUUUUUCUAGUUUGGUUAUAUAAAAACAACAGUUACCAAAGAUUGUGAAACAUGUUUUUGUGUUGUGUACCCUGUUUACAUUGUCCCUUUUGAUAUGGCAAAGACCAAGAAGUCUUCACGCUACUCGAUUUAGAUAAAAAAAAAUAAAUAGAGAGUGCAUUUAAUGUCCUACUCAUGGAAUUGAGUAAUCUGCAAACUGUAAUUGUACCACAAAGAAAAUAUAUGGAAAGAAUGCAUAAUUGUUGACUGAAUAACUUAUGUAUCACAUGUCCAAACAAAUAGAAGGCAUCUAUUUCAAAUCAACUAUUUCAGUUUGUACCACACUUCUGAAUAAAUGGCC